UUAGUGUGAGAGACAGAGUCUAUAAAUAAAGGUGGGCAUCGUCGUACUAUACACAGAAAGAGACUGAGAGGGAUGCGUGAUUGAGUCCUUUCGCACUCGGAGAGAGGAGGUUUUUUUUUUCAGAUAUAUUGGUGGCGUGGCGGUGGUGGUGGCCCCUCAUAGUCAUAGACACAGAAAUUCACAAGACCAGCGGGUUAAUUAAUUUCCCAAGUUUUUCAUGGAGUUGGGUUCCAUCUGGGUCGUCCUGUUGUGCAGCUUUGGCGCUCUGGUGGCCCUCAAAUGGCUACUCAAGAAUGCAAAUUCGUGGCUCCACGAAACCCAAUUGGGUGAUAUACAGUACUCUCUUCCUCCUGGUGAUUUGGGCUGGCCUUUCAUAGGGAACAUGUGGUCCUUCCUCCGAGCCUUCAAGUCCCACGAUCCUGAGUCCUUCAUCUCCUCCUUUGUUUCCAGAUUUGGACGUACUGGAAUUUACAAGGCCUUCAUGUUUGGGAGCCCAAGUGUGAUAGUUACCUCACCUGAAACAUGUAGAAGGGUUUUGACGGACGAUGAUUGCUUUAAGCCUGGAUGGCCUCGAUCCACCGUUGAUCUGAUCGGAAAGAAAUCAUUCAUUGGGAUUUCUUAUGAAGAACAUAAGCGUCUCAGACGGUUAACAGCUGCUCCAGUCAAUGGUUAUGAGGCAUUGUCCAUGUACACGAAAUAUAUAGAAGAAAAUGUAAUAGCUUCCUUGAACAAAUGGGCAACAAUGGGAGAAAUCGAGUUCUUAACCGUGCUUCGGAAGCUUACUUUUCGGAUAAUUAUGUACAUUUUUCUUAGCUCAGAAAGUGAGCCGGUAAUGGAGUGUUUGGAGAGGGAAUAUACGAAACUUAAUUAUGGGGUUAGAGCCAUGGCAAUUAAUCUUCCUGGAUUUGCUUAUCAUAAGGCAAAGAAGGCUCGAAACAAUCUUGUGGUUACCUUUAAAUCUAUUGUGAAUGAGAGAAGAAAACAAAAAAACAGCUGUGUCUCAAUAAAGAAGAAAGAUAUGAUGGAUGCUUUGCUCGAAGUUGAGGAUGAAAAUGGUAGAAAAUUGACUGACGAAGAAAUCAUAGAUGUUCUGUUGAUGUAUCUGAAUGCAGGCCAUGAGUCAUCAGGCCAUACUGCAAUGUGGGCUACCAUUUUCCUACAAGAGCACCCAGAAUUUCUUCAAAAAGCUAAGGAAGAGCAAGAGGAAAUUAUAAAGAAGAGGCCGCCAACACAGAUCGGUUUGACACUGAAAGAAAUUCGAGAAAUGGAGUAUCUUUCCAAGGUGAUUGACGAAGCGCUUCGUGUGGUAACAUUUUCCCUAACAGUUUUCCGUGAGGCAAAAAGAGAUGUCAAUAUAGGCGGUUAUACCAUUCCCAAAGGCUGGAAAGUCCUAGUCUGGUUUAGAAGUGUUCACCUAGAUCCUGAAAAUUUUCCAAAUCCAAAGGAGUUUAAUCCUUCCAGAUGGGAUGAUUUUACACCCAAAGCAGGAACCUUCCUUCCCUUUGGAGCAGGAAGCAGGCUGUGCCCUGGAAAUGAUCUUGCUAAGCUGGAAAUCUCUAUUUUCCUUCACUAUUUUAUCCUUAAUCAUCGGCUGGAGCGACUCAACCCUGGAUGCCCAGUGAUGUACUUACCGCAUACAAGGCCUAUUGAUAAUUGCUUGGCAAGAAUCAAAAAGUGCCCCACCUCAUCUAUAUAAGGAGGGAAAGAAAGUGGAAGAGAAAAUAAAACAGCAUAUUCUUGUCACUUGACUAAGAUAUAUAUACUAUAUUUUUUUUUUUCUGAGUUUGUCUUCAUCUCCAUGCGCCUUGGUGCUCAUGAAGUAAGAGUAGUAGUAUUACCCAUACCUGAUCUUAGGUCCCAUUUGUUUUGAUAGAACCCAUCCAUGCUGUAUUUGGUGGCUACAAGCAUAGUGAUGGAAAUUCUAUUAGGCUACAGCAAGUGAUUCUUGUAACCUGAGACAAUAUAUCAUUAUUAUAUUAUAAAUAUGCAAGCAUUUGCAAUUAUCUAAA
Alnus glutinosa is the source of this 2009-nucleotide messenger RNA. RefSeq names its product ent-kaurenoic acid oxidase 2-like. The record is from RefSeq and is a predicted model, not a curated record. The transcript is spliced from 8 exons. Bases 218 to 1696 code for a protein of 492 amino acids. Gene Ontology annotation, molecular function: iron ion binding; heme binding; ent-kaurenoic acid monooxygenase activity. Gene Ontology annotation, cellular component: endoplasmic reticulum. Lineage: Eukaryota; Viridiplantae; Streptophyta; Magnoliopsida; Fagales; Betulaceae. Gene Ontology annotation, biological process: brassinosteroid biosynthetic process; multicellular organism development; brassinosteroid homeostasis.